Meira miltonrushii is the source of this 1363-nucleotide messenger RNA. RefSeq lists its product as uncharacterized. The record is from RefSeq and is a predicted model, not a curated record. The transcript has a single exon. NCBI's taxonomy places the organism in Eukaryota, Fungi, Basidiomycota, Exobasidiomycetes, Exobasidiales, Brachybasidiaceae. The coding region runs from base 199 to 1146 and encodes 315 amino acids.
AAAUGUCGAGAGUCGAUAUUGACAGAAUGAUUUUAGGGGUCCUAGCCUAUGGUACACUACAAACUGAUGAGUAUGUACAUAGUAUCACUCAGACAACAUCAACCACCUUUCAAAUCGCACUCUUUAUUCUGGCACGCAAGGUAGAGAGAUCGAUGGUUGACGCUCCUAUGACAAUCGACCACACAUUAAGCGUUUAUAAUGAUAGUACCGAUCAUCAUCACAGUACCGUUCGGAGAUGGAGAUCAAAGAGAAAAAACAGAAGAACGGAAAGCAUAUGAAGAAAAGGUCAUACAUAAAUUUGGUUUCGAAGGCAUAAGUGAUGGCCACGAGUAUUUUUAUGAUGAAUUUAACUUUUAUCCAUACAAAAAUCCUAAUCCGAGGGGUAAGCCUUUAUCGGACAAACAAUUAUACGACCUUUUGCACGACGAAAUGGAUUUCUUCUUACCUGAAAUGGAAUCAGCAGCAAAGGUAGGAAAAGAGUUCAGCAGAGAAAAUAGACAAGGUUCAAGCUUGCCUAAUCGUAACUAUCGUACGCAAUUUGUUCCCUAUUCUGUUGAUCAUAGAAGCAAAGAAGUUGUAAUUCAGGAGGGGGAGGAAAGAUGGUGCAGAGAUCCAUAUGUCGUCAUCGCAGACGAUCCGGAUUGUGUUUGGGGAAAAUUCUUUUACAUCGAUGAAUACGAUUGUAAAGGGAGAUUAUUACGAAAAUACAAAAAAGAAGGGCAAGAUGUUGGCGGUAUUCUGGAUAAAGAGGUAGAAGAAUUUACUUUGGGAAAAUCAGACGAAUUUUGGGUGGAAAUGGAAGGUGAUGUCAACGAUCCACCCGAACAUCAUCGUUUGGAACACGUAUUAGCAUCUAGGUGGCUCGGAUUAGAGUAUUCUACUUGCUUCAUGUAUGGAAUCGAAUCUUCCUAUAUGGAAGUAGGUUUCAUACCAGCAGUCAUUGACAAUUUGGGUUGUGGUAACUUGUUCUUCCACGAAUUAAUGCCGGAAGAAAAUUCAAAUAUGAAUAAUGAAGAAGCAGCAAAAGAAGUUCAAAAAUCGCUAGAAAAAAUGGAGGAAGAAGAUCCUAAUCAGUAUUUUGCUAGGCUAAAGAUCAAUUCGACCAACAACGAAGAAAAAAACUGGAAAGCUGAGCUUGUGAUAUGAGACUUGCUACAUUUUCUCGCCAGACGUGUAAACAAGUCCUAAUGACAAAUUCAAGGGUCAAUAAUGUAAUCUGUGAUCUGACUGACCGAGUCUCGGAAAGAUUUGUGUUACAAUACUCCCUUUGUUCAGCUGAUCAUCGAGUGAGAUCGCAAUAGAUGCGGCAAAGCAAGUUCAUCAUACUUUAACUUUUAUCGGGUAGUUACAAAAAGGUCCGCUG